CAUUUCUUCUUCCCUAAAACCCUACUCAUCAUCACUUACAACUCUUGCUUCCUUCGUGUAGCUCCUUCAAUGUCGAAUUGAAAAUUUUCAGAAAAAUUGCCUUUCUUCAAAAGAAGAUUCCAUUUCCUGUAAUGGCUUUCAUUUCCAGAUCUAAACCCUAUCAAUCAAAAGCUAGGGUUUAUCUCUCGCUUCCCAGAUCGUCUUUCUUCUCACUCCCUCGUUUAUUCAGCUCAAUCGAAGAAACCCAAACUUCAGGAGAUGCAAAACCAGAAACCCAAUCUCCAGAUGCAAAACCCGAGACGAAGAAUCUGGGUUCUACGGAGACGAGGCCACUCAGAGAGAGAUUCCAACGAGGUAAGCGUCAAAACCAUGAAAAGCUAGAGGAUACAAUUUGUAGAAUGAUGGAUAAUCGUGCUUGGACGACCCGUUUACAAAACUCGAUCCGAGAUCUUGUACCUGAAUGGGAUCAUUCUUUAGUGUAUAAUGUCUUGCACGGUGCUAAGAAACUUGAGCACGCUCUUCAGUUUUUCCGGUGGACGGAGAGAUCUGGUUUGAUUCGUCAUGAUAGAGAUACUCAUAUGAAAAUGAUUAAGAUGCUUGGAGAAGUUCAGAAGCUUAAUCAUGCUCGGUGUAUUUUAUUGGAUAUGCCUGAAAAAGGUGUUCCUUGGGAUGAGGAUAUGUUUGUGGUGCUUAUUGAGAGUUAUGGCAAAGCUGGUAUUGUUCAAGAGUCUGUUAAAAUCUUUCAGAAGAUGAAGGAUUUGGGUGUGGAGAGGACUAUUAAGUCGUAUAAUACUUUGUUUAAGGUGAUUUUGAGGCGUGGUCGGUAUAUGAUGGCGAAACGGUAUUUCAAUAAGAUGAUGGAUGAGGCUGAGAAGUUAUUUGUGGAGAUGAAAGGGAAUAACAUUGAGCCUAGUGUUGUGAGUUACACAACGAUGAUUAAAGGGUAUCUUUCAGUUGACCGAGUUGAUGAUGGGUUGAGAAUCUUUGAGGAGAUGAGAUCUUUGGGUAUUGAGCCCAAUGCUACGACGUAUUCGACAUUGUUGCCAGGUCUGUGUGAUGCAGGGAAAAUGGUGGAGGCUAAGAAUAUCUUGAAGAGUAUGAUGGCGAAACACAUUGCUCCAAAAGAUAACUCGAUCUUCCUUAAGCUUUUGGUUUCUCAGAGCAAAGCAGGGGAUAUGGCUGCCGCCACUGAGGUGCUCAAAGCCAUGGCUACACUGAACGUUCCAGCAGAAGCAGGACACUAUGGGGUCUUGAUUGAGAAUCAAUGCAAGGCUAGUGCAUACAAUCGUGCUAUCAAGCUUUUAGAUACGCUUAUUGAGAAAGAAAUCAUUUUGAGGCAUCAGGAUACUCUGGAAAUGGAGCCCAGCGCAUACAACCCGAUCAUCGAGUAUUUGUGCAACAAUGGCCAAACGGCGAAAGCAGAAGUGCUUUUCAGGCAGCUGAUGAAAAGAGGUGUCCAAGACCAAGAUGCCUUAAACAAUCUGAUUCGUGGUCAUGCAAAGGAAGGAAAUCCGGAUUCUAGUUACGAGAUUCUGAAGAUUAUGUCAAGGAGAGGUGUCCCUAGAGAAUCAAACGCAUAUGAACUGCUCAUCAAGAGCUACAUGAGCAAAGGUGAGCCUGGAGACGCGAAAACCGCACUGGACAGCAUGGUCGAAGACGGGCAUGUCCCAGAUUCAGCACUUUUCAGGUCCGUAAUUGAGAGUUUGUUUGAGGAUGGUAGGGUGCAGACUGCAAGCCGUGUGAUGAUGAUUAUGAUAGAUAAAAACGUUGGUAUCGAAGAAAACAUGGAUUUGAUUGCUAAGAUCUUGGAAGCUCUCUUAAUGAGAGGACACGUAGAAGAAGCCCUGGGACGUAUAGAUCUUCUGAACCAAAACGGACACACAGCUGAUCUGGACAGCCUCUUAUCUGUCUUAAGCGAGAAAGGGAAGACGAUUGCAGCAUUGAAGCUGUUAGAUUUUGGGUUAGAGAGGGAUCUCAGCUUAGAGUUUUCGAGCUACGACAAAGUGUUGGAUGCGCUUUUAGGAGCCGGGAAGACUCUGAAUGCGUACUCGGUUCUGUGUAAGAUCAUGGAGAAAGGAAGUUCAACAGAUUGGAAGAGCUCUGAUGAACUGAUCAAGAGCUUGAACCAAGAAGGAAACACAAAGCAAGCUGAUGUUCUUUCUAGAAUGAUCAAGAAGGGACAAGGAAUCAAGAAACAAAACACUGCUUCUCUAUAGAAACUUCUUAACAAGUGAUUCUUUCUCCUUUCAUUGUUGGUUCAAUUAUCUUUCUCCAAAUAAAUCCUUUUUGAAACU
Molecule: messenger RNA, 2294 nt
Organism: Arabidopsis arenosa
Lineage: Eukaryota; Viridiplantae; Streptophyta; Magnoliopsida; Brassicales; Brassicaceae
Source: the annotation of a GenBank genome assembly